AUGGGAAAUGGUUCCGUGAAACCCAAACAUUCCAAGAAUCCAGAUGGCCACUCCGGGAACCUCACUACCAGCGCCCUCCGGAGCAAGGUGACAGAGCUGGAGAGAGAGCUGAGGAGGAAGGAUGCCGAGAUCCAGGAGCGGGAGUACCAUUUGAAGGAGCUACGGGAGCAGCUGUCCAAGCAGACUGUGGCCAUUGCAGAGCUCACGGAGGAGCUCCAGAACAAGUGCAUCCAGCUGAACAAGCUUCAGGAUGUGGUACACAUGCAGGGGGGAAGCCCGCCGCAGGCGUCUCCAGAUAAAGUGCCUCCUGAGGUCCACCGCAAGACCUCGGGAUUGGUCUCCCUCCAUAGCAGGAGGGGAGCGAAGGCUGGUGUGUCUGCUGAGCCCACCACCCGAACCUAUGACCUCAACAAACCCCCUGAAUUUUCCUUUGAGAAAGCGAGAGUCAGAAAGGACUCCAGUGAGAAGAAGCUCAUUACAGAUGCCCUUAAUAAAAAUCAAUUUCUGAAGAGACUGGAUCCUCAGCAGAUCAAAGACAUGGUGGAAUGCAUGUAUGGGAGAAACUACCAGCAAGGGAGUUACAUUAUUAAGCAAGGAGAACCAGGAAAUCAUAUCUUUGUACUGGCAGAGGGUCGACUAGAGGUGUUCCAAGGGGAGAAAUGGCUAUCAUCCAUUCCUAUGUGGACGACGUUUGGGGAACUAGCCAUUUUAUACAACUGUACAAGAACUGCCUCUGUGAAAGCUAUUACCAAUGUUAAAACAUGGGCACUAGAUCGAGAGGUGUUCCAGAAUAUAAUGAGAAGGACAGCUCAAGCUAGAGAUGAACAGUACAGAAACUUCCUCAGAAGCGUAUCCUUGCUGAAGAAUUUACCUGAAGAUAAAUUAACUAAGAUCAUUGACUGUUUGGAAGUGGAAUACUAUGACAAAGGAGAUUACAUCAUUAGAGAGGGCGAGGAAGGAAGUACCUUUUUCAUUUUAGCAAAAGGAAAGGUAAAAGUCACCCAGAGUACUGAGGGCCAUGAUCAACCACAACUGAUAAAAACUCUGCAGAAAGGAGAAUAUUUUGGAGAAAAAGCUCUUAUCAGUGAAGAUGUCAGAUCAGCUAACAUUAUUGCUGAAGAAAAUGAUGUUGCGUGCCUGGUUAUGGAUCGUGAAACAUUCAACCAAACAGUCGGGACUUUUGAAGAACUCCAAAAAUACCUGGAAGGGUAUGUGGCAAACCUGAACCGUGAUGAUGAAAAAAGACAUGCGAAGAGAUCCAUGUCUAGCUGGAAGCUGUCCAAAGCACUCUCUUUGGAGAUGAUUCAGCUGAAGGAGAAAGUGGCCAAAUUUUCCUCAUCAUCCCCAUUCCAGAACCUUGAGAUUAUCGCAACACUGGGCGUUGGUGGGUUCGGAAGAGUUGAGCUUGUUAAGGUAAAAAAUGAGAAUGUUGCUUUUGCAAUGAAGUGUAUAAAGAAAAGGCACAUAGUUGACACGAAGCAGCAGGAGCACGUCUACGCAGAAAAGAGGAUCCUGGAAGAGCUGUGCUCCCCCUUCGUCGUGAAAUUAUAUCGCACUUUCAAGGACAAUAAGUAUGUAUACAUGCUUCUGGAGGCCUGCUUAGGUGGGGAGCUAUGGAGUAUAUUAAGAGACAGAGGCAGCUUUGAUGAACCCACCUCCAAGUUCUGCGUUGCUUGUGUGACAGAAGCAUUCGAUUACCUGCAUCGACUAGGUAUUGUCUACAGAGACCUGAAACCAGAAAACUUAAUUCUAGAUGCUGAGGGCUAUCUUAAAUUGGUUGACUUUGGAUUUGCUAAGAAAAUAGGAUCUGGACAGAAAACAUGGACGUUCUGUGGAACUCCCGAGUACGUAGCUCCUGAAGUCAUUCUCAACAAAGGACAUGACUUCAGUGUGGAUUUUUGGUCCCUGGGAAUUCUAGUGUAUGAACUCCUCACGGGCAACCCACCCUUUUCUGGGAUUGACCAAAUGAUGACCUACAAUUUGAUUCUCAAAGGAAUUGAAAAAAUGGAUUUUCCCAGAAAGAUAACCAGACGACCUGAGGAUUUGAUUCGGAGGCUUUGCAGGCAAAAUCCAACAGAAAGACUAGGAAAUCUGAAGAAUGGAAUCAAUGACAUUAAGAAACACAGGUGGUUAAAUGGUUUUAAUUGGGAAGGACUGAAAGCACGGAACCUUCCAUCACCUUUACAAAGAGAGCUAAGUGGACCCACAGAUCACAGCUACUUUGACAAGUAUCCUCCCGAGAAGGGGGUGCCUCCUGAUGAGCUGUCAGGCUGGGAUAAAGACUUCUGA
Balaenoptera musculus (blue whale) is the source of this 2289-nucleotide messenger RNA. RefSeq names its product protein kinase cGMP-dependent 2 (gene PRKG2). Gene Ontology annotation, molecular function: ATP binding; cGMP-dependent protein kinase activity. The coding region runs from base 1 to 2289 and encodes 762 amino acids. Lineage: Eukaryota; Metazoa; Chordata; Mammalia; Artiodactyla; Balaenopteridae. The record is from RefSeq and is a predicted model, not a curated record. The transcript is spliced from 18 exons. Gene Ontology annotation, biological process: protein phosphorylation.